GAUAUUUCGUUCGACUGGUAGGGUGUCGAGUGAUUUAACUUGGGAGUGGAAACAUUUGAGCCUUUGAGGCUUGCCUUGAGGUUGAGCACUCAGGACUCAACUCUCGACCUCAGUUGUCACCCGCUGUUCCUUGGGUGCGCAUCGUUUCGUGUUGUGACUGUUAUGCAGAAGGGACGAGUUUGCGAUUGAAUUUUAAUUAUGUAAAUCGUUGCGGAAUUUGUCGCAAUGCCCGGGCCCAGGUUCUUUCAGGCCGGAUUGUAUUGAAAUGGGGGCGGAUUCGCCUAUCUUCAGCUACUAUGCUGUUCAGACCCUUAAACUCCGGAAAUGGUCUCUUCGUCUUCGCCGUCGUCCUCCUCCUGGUCUUCAUCGGCACCUUCGUACAGUUCAAGUUCGUCAGGCUUGAAGAAAACACAGCCGCUUUAGAUGGGGGAAAAAUUGUUUCAGAGGCGAAAAUUGCCAGGUUGCAGAAUGCGUACAACAACCAGCUUGCAGAGGAGGCAAAGGGGCAUACUUUAAAGAGGAAAGCAUCCCAAAACGAUAUCCUAAUCUACAACCGAGUUCCAAAAACGGCCUCAACAAGUUUGGUCAAUGUCGCUUAUGACCUUUGCAAGCGUAACGGGUUUAACGUUCUACAUCUCAAUAUCACAGGGAACAUUCGUGUCAUGUCAAUUGCAGACCAGGCAAGAUUCGUCCACAAUGUAACACACUGGGAAGCAAAAAAACCUGGGCUUUACCACGGUCAUGUCGCUUUCAUCGAUUUUGAAAAGUUUGGCUCAAGUCAGAGACCGAUAUACAUAAAUUUGCUUCGUAAGCCUCUGGACAGGCUUAUUUCGUACUACUAUUUCAUACGUUUCGGUGAUAAUUAUAGACCACAUCUGAUAAGAAGAAAACACGGAGAUAAAAUGACUUUUGAUGAGUGCGUCAAGAAGAAACAGCCUGACUGCAACCCAGAGAAUAUGUGGCUUCAGAUCCCUUUCCUUUGCGGACACAUGCCUGAAUGCUGGGAAGUGGGAAAUAACUGGGCUUUGGAAGAGGCCAAGAAAAAUUUACUCACUCGCUAUCUGCUGGUUGGUGUAACUGAGCAACUUUCAGACUUCGUAGCGGUGCUGGAAGCCACCUUGCCCACCUUCUUCCGAGGCGCAGUCCAACAUUUUAAAUCGAGCAAAAAAGCUCAUCUCCGGAGAACGAAUCAGAAGUUAGAGCCGAGCCAGGAGACGAUAGAUGAAAUACAGAAAUCGAAGAUAUGGAAAAUGGAGACCGAACUCUACGAGUUUGCCAUUGCUCAAUUCGAGGACGUCAAACGACGCAUGGGUAAAGGCAAAGACGGCCUAGUUUAUGACAAAGGCCAACAAUUUAUGUACGAAAAGAUUAGUCCCAAACAGGCUGUAAGUUUUUAAAAAAAAAUCAUUAUUAAAAGUUAAGUUAAUAUAUCAUUCCGAACUAACAGAGUGGCACUAGUUCUUUGGGAGUAAACAUUUAUUGAAUUACAGGCGAAAUUUUUAGAAAAUAUUCAGGAUUUCUUUUUUAUGUUGUCAAUAAUCCUGAAGUUUUUUCUAAGAAAUAUAAAAAUAUAUUUUUGUAACUUUUUACAUGAUUUCAUGUGUUUUUUAGAUUGUAAACAUACUUAUUUUUGUUAUACUUUUUUUUUCUCAAUUAUAAGUGCCAUACUAAAAUGCAUAUAAAAUAUAGAAUGGUACGUCAUAUCACAUGCAACUCAAUCACUACCAAUAUAAUUGACUGACAGACAAAUUCAUAUCAGGACUAGAUUUAAGAGUGUUAAAAUAGAACACGUUUUUACAAGUAGGUCAGUAGAUAUUUAUACUUGCAAUUUAAUUGUUUUAUACGGAUCAAAAACAAGUGAACCAUCAUCCUUUUUAUUAUUAUUAUCCAACCUGUAGAUCGCUCAUUAAAUACCUUGACAGGUAUUCAAAUUUAAUAACAUUACUUAAUAGUAUUCAAUGUGUAUGAUAGAUUUUUAUUACAAUCUCAGCCGGAUGAGAAAUGGGCUUUUAUUUUAAAAUAAAUUUCAAAAUGAAUUGUGGGCUGUGAUUGAUUUUGGUCUCUUUUUCAAAUCUUUAACCACUAACUUAUUUUUUUAAAUUUUGUUUAUUUUUUGUAUGAUAUAUUCCAUUCCCGUGUAAUUUUGUUAAGUGUGCGCAAAGCCCGGAUCUCUCCUUUUGAGAAAGAAGUGUCUUUGAGUUGAAAGUCAAUUAAGAAGAAGAAGAAAAACUUUAUAUUUUGAUCAUUUCUUUUAACGCAGUAUUUCAGUUGUUGAAUAAAAUUACAUUUUCAGUAUUUUCACGAGAAAAGCAAGUACCUUAUAUUUUCACAAAAUUGUUGAUAACGUUUUUUUCUUGGUUCAUGGAAAAAAAAAUCAAAAGCAUAAUUAUUAUAGUCUUCAUUGCGUACCUGACAUUAACGUAGACUAUUCAAAUGUUUCUAUUGGGUAGUGGUAGUAAAAUAAGUUUUUCUUUUUUUGCAUAUAUAUUUUUGUUUAAAUUGUUAACAAAAAUACAUAUUUUGCUUUAAUCAUGCCGUUAUUUUUACUUUAGUUUUGGUGGUGAGGUAAGGGUUUUUAAUGAAAUAAAAGUAUUAAACAUAAAAUUUGCUUUAAUAGUUCUCACUUAAUCAAGUACUUAAUAGUUCUACAUUUCCCUAGAUUUUUGUUUAUUUAAAUCAAAUUUUAUGAAUUAAUUUGGAAACAGAAAAGUAUUAUGUUAUGUAAUAUAUUUUUUAAUCCUUUGGUAUUAUGUUGUAACUACAAGUGAAAAAUAAAGUAUUACAACAA
Molecule: messenger RNA, 2788 nt
Organism: Cimex lectularius (bed bug)
Lineage: Eukaryota; Metazoa; Arthropoda; Insecta; Hemiptera; Cimicidae
Gene: Hs2st
Product: heparan sulfate 2-O-sulfotransferase 1
Exons: 7
Coding region: 297-1397 (366 amino acids)
Cellular component (GO): membrane
Molecular function (GO): heparan sulfate 2-sulfotransferase activity
Source: RefSeq, a predicted model, not a curated record